Papilio xuthus (Asian swallowtail) is the source of this 1623-nucleotide messenger RNA. Its product is annotated as serine/arginine repetitive matrix protein 1-like. The transcript has a single exon. Lineage: Eukaryota; Metazoa; Arthropoda; Insecta; Lepidoptera; Papilionidae. The record is from RefSeq and is a predicted model, not a curated record. The annotation marks the transcript as partial.
AUGGAAAUAAAUAAAAAUUCAAAUCAAACCGAGGAAGAAGGGAGACGGCGCGAUGCGCGAAGUGUUGUAGAGGAGGAGAGAGUGGAGAGGAGAGAGGAGAGGAGAGAGGAGAGGAGAGAUGAGGGAGAGGAAAUCAACGUACUGUCCUCGUCCUCUGAAAUGUCCCUCUCGGAAGUAGAUAGCGAGGAAGUGGCGGCUACGCGAGUACUGCGCAGCCAUAGCAAGAGAUCGCCAGCUGCGAGGGUUGCCCUCCGAUUCCCAUCGGAGCUGAGGAAGAGGAGGGCAGCGAAAGAGGGGGGAACGGUGGACCCUGCGGUGGCCACCAAAGUGUCCUCAGCGGCGAGGGGCCGAUCCAAACGCCCAGGGGCAUACCAGUUUCUGGAUGCUGCGAAGGCGUAUCUGGCGGCCGGGAAGGGAAGCGAAGCAGAGGGCUCCGACCCCCCGUACCGGUCCCACAGACGGCUGCCGCUAGCAGCGGACGAGGCAGAUGCCGAGCCUAGCGCCGCCCCUGAACGGGCUGCCACAGUAGAGGCCCUAGCGGCGAAGGCCCUCCUGAACGUUACUAUGAUUCAGGGGGAGCUAAAGAAGGGUGGCAACAUCAGGGGGACGGUGCUAGGUCAGCUGAACAAGGCCACGCAGGGGGUGAUUGAGGCGGUCGAGGGCCUGCGUGCAAUCACCCCGGAGGAGGAGCAGCGCCGGCUCCGCGCGGAGAAUGCCAGACUGGCUCGCGAGCUGGAGCUGAUCCGCGCGGAGCUCAAGGCAUUCAAGGAUGCCUACGCUGAGUCGCAGAGGAGGCCGGCGACCAGCGCGAAGGAGGCCCAACCGGAGCUGAACCUGAGGGGCGCUAUGGAGGAGGUAAAGCGCGAGCUCCUGGAGUCGCUAGGCGGGAUGCUGAAUGCCCGCCUAGAAGGCUUGGAGACCCGCCUCCCUCCAGAGCCGGUGACCAGACCGCCCCUCCGGACGGACAAGAGGCAGCCUCCGCCGCCCCGCCCCAAAGGCCAGGCUGGCGCUGUGAGGGGGGCGGCGAGACCGGCCCAGGGCCCUAAAGCUCAGAGGAGCAGGGCGAGGCCGGUCGUAGCUCCUCCUCCUCCCCUGGUCCAGGGUGCGGAAGGCCCACCCGGAGUAGCUGCUACUGCGGAAGCCGGCACUUCUUCUGGCGGUGUGGACCUAUGGUCGAAGGUGGUCGGCCGAAAAAAGAAGAAGAAGGCACAAAAGAGCAAGGCUCCGGUAGGGGCCCCAGCAACACCGGCCCAACCUGGGAAGGCGCAGCGGGUCCCCCCUUCCAAGGCCAUCAGGAUUGUGGCCCCCAAAACAGCGGCUAUCACAGUGACGCUAAAAAAGGGGGCCACGAUCGCAUCAGCGGAGGGCCAAGUCUCUGAGGCCACUUACGCAGAGGUCCUGACCAAGGCCAGGACCUCCAUACGCCUCAGAGACUUUGGCCUGGAGACGGUCAAAGUGCGCACCACCAUGACCGGCUCCAAGCUGAUGGAGGUAGGGGGGACCGCCCCCGAGGAGGCUGCUAACCGUCUCGCCGCUGAGCUCGCCAAAGUCAUCGGCGCAUGGGCAGACGUCACCCGUCCGUCCAAACUCGUAGACCUGAAGGUCUCGGGUUUGGACGAGACG